Messenger RNA from Triplophysa dalaica, 1618 nucleotides. RefSeq names its product tRNA methyltransferase 61A (gene trmt61a). The record is from RefSeq and is a predicted model, not a curated record. Gene Ontology annotation, biological process: tRNA methylation. The transcript is spliced from 4 exons. Bases 441 to 1340 code for a protein of 299 amino acids. Lineage: Eukaryota; Metazoa; Chordata; Actinopteri; Cypriniformes; Nemacheilidae. Gene Ontology annotation, cellular component: nucleus; tRNA (m1A) methyltransferase complex.
GAAAAGCUAAAACAAUUGGUGAUUUACAUUUUAAUGUUGAUUUACUUAACCAUCUAUUAAACGUAUGCUAGUAAAUCUAUACUCCAACUUAAAUACAUAUUUUGUGCAUAACUACAAUUUUUUAACGCAAGUUACUGCCCUUUUAAAAACAUUAUUACGUCAUUUCCCUGGGACGGAAACAUGAAGCGUAAAGUCGACGUUUUGCGAAAACCGUAGAUCUGUAAGAAGAGAGCAAUGACCACACAUGUCGUGCCGUUGGCUUGAGUCGAUCCUCAUGCAGUGAAGAUCUGCAACUGAGAGCAUCUCAGUGAUGUUCACGCGGCGUUCCAAACGAGUUAGCUACACACGUGUUGUCUUACAGCUCCAAAAUAUAAAACUGUUGUGUAAAGCAUCAAGACAUCCAAGUCUGAACUCUUGAAUCUGACAGCCACUUGUACCUCAUGAGUUUUGUGGAAUACUCCGAGUUCAUCCAAGAAGGGGAUGUUGUCAUCAUCUUUCUGGGUCAUGAAUCCAUGAUGCCUGUCAAAGUUUCGUCUGGGGGUCAGACGCAGACCCGUUAUGGGGUCAUCCGCCAUUCCAGUGACCUGAUUGGGCAACGAUUUGGUUCCAAGGUGACAUGCAGUAAGGGCGGAUGGGUUUACGUGCUACACCCUACACCAGAGCUGUGGACUGUAAACCUUCCCCACCGAACACAGAUCCUAUACACCACAGACAUAGCCAAUAUCACACUGAUGCUGGAGCUCAAACCAGGCUCUGUGGUCUGUGAGUCAGGGACAGGAAGCGGCUCUCUGUCUCAUGCUAUUCUGCGGACCAUUGCUCCCACCGGCCACCUGCACACGGUUGAGUUCCACGCUCAGCGGUCCGAGAAGGCCAUGGAGGAGUUCAGGGAGCACAAGGUGUCUCACCUGGUGACCGUUAGAAACCAGGAUGUGUGCAAGGAGGGCUUUGGCGUCACAGGUGUAGCUGAUGCUGUCUUCUUAGACAUCCCGUCUCCGUGGGAGGCAGUCCCACAUGCCAAGAGGGCCAUGAAACGCAAGGGAGGACGUCUGUGUUCCUUCUCGCCAUGUAUAGAGCAGGUCCAGAGAACGUGCGAGGCGUUAUCGGACCAUGGCUUUGAGGAGAUAUGCACGUUGGAGGUUCUGUUACGGGUGCAUGAUGUUCGUUCUGUCACUCUAUCCCUGCCAGACUUUGGCCCAGAAGAGGGCUCAACAGACAGCACUCAGAAGGAGGAGGUCCCAAACACUGGAAAUGCAUCAGUGGUCUGCAAGACUGCCACACCUCCAAGAGAAAUGGCAGGGCACACUGGAUACCUCACUUUUGCUACCAAACCACGGGACUAGAGGGUUAGACCCAAACAGGUCACUUCAGGAUUUGAUUUUGAGUUCUUAUAGGAGACACUUGUAAACUUUGCUGGGGUUUAAGAGUAGGAGAACUACAGUCUCUGUGACUGUUUUGAAUAAAUUAAUCUCUCCUUAACACAUAAUUUACCAUGUUUUUUAAAACGCUAGUGCAAUACAGCAUCUUCUUUUUCAUGAUUGGUAUGUUUAAUUCUUCAAAGAACAGGGGACAGUAAAUUAUUUGUUUUACCACAAUAAAUGAAAACCUUUGGAAAACAAUA